CACGUGUGCUGGAGGCUGAAAGCGGCCACCGGCGGAAGAGGGUUUGUUUUGGUUGUGUCCAACGUGUGUCUCCUGUCCUCCUGUAAUGUGCUCUGUACCUGAACCAACAACGGACAUAAUGUCCACUGUGGACAGCCAAGUGGACAACGACAGUCCGGAAGAAGAGCCGAAGGGGACCAAAAGGAAGAUUUCUCUCUCCGAUUGUGGUGUGUGUGGAUCGGAGGAGGCCAAGUACAGGUGUCCUGCCUGUCUUGCACAUUCUUGCAGCUUGCUGUGUGUGAAGAAACACAAGGAAGAUUCGGGAUGCAGUGGAGUUAGAAAUAAAACUGCCUUUGUGACCCUCUCACAGUUUGAUGAAAUGGCGCUUCUGAAUGACUACAGAUUUCUUGAGGAUACAGGACGAUUUGCUGAUGGUGCCACCAGAGACAAUCUCAUCCGGACUCCUCGUUCCACUUUAAAAACAAAGAAGCUGGCAGCCAAUGCCAGAAAGAUGAACAUCACAUUGAGAUUCCUCCCCAUCACCUUCACUAAGAGCAAAGAAAACUCCACCUUCUUCCUUACAAAAGAAAGACUGUUCCUGUGGCACCUGAAGCUCAUCUUUCCUCAGAGCAGCACAGAGUUCAGUCAGAGGAGGGUGUCUGAUAAGCUAACCUUGGAGCAGAUCUUGAUCCCUUAUAUCCACCCUACAGAGUCGGACCCUGUGACACGUCAAAAGUUGAAGAUGUAUGUGCACACUCCAUUUGAUCAAGUGAAAGUCUUCAUGAAAGCAGAGGGGAGAAAGGCUAACUCUGUGAGGUACCAUGAGUUGGACAUUCACAAGAGCCUAAGGGACAACCUGAGCUACAAAACACUGAUUGAAUAUCCUGUGCUGCAUGUUGUAAUCAGAGAUCAUUGGAAGGACUAUCCACUGAAAGGACCAGCUGAACCUGCAACAGCCUGCACUGGUUUUGCAACAAAGAACAAAGGAAUGUACCAAGAGAAGGAGGAUGUGACCCAAGUUUCACCAUCCCUACAUGGGGCAUGCACCCCGGGGGAAACCAACAUCUGGACCGGAACCCCAGGGACCAGCCCUGAAACUAAACCCCCACAAGUGAAACGGGCCAAGAGAGAAGCAGGGGAGGAAGAGCCAGAGGACGGAGAGAUCGUAGACAGUAGUGAUGAAGAGAAAGAGGAGGGGGAAGAAAAUGAAGAAGGUGCCUCAUGUGUUAAGAGCUGCGAUGAUGCCAAAAGCCCCGCUAAUGACAUGGAGGUGAUUAAAGAUAAACCAACGGACAGUUAAUGUUAAUGCUAGUAUUAAUAAACACAGUGACAGCAGUAGGGAUCAGUGUAUAAAUUAGUUGACAGUUCAGCUGCCCGAGAAAGAGCUGAGGUCAGCAUGACUAAGGAGGAUGCUGUGAAAGAGCCGGGGCCUGUUCGUACCCGUCACUGUCAGGAUGCAAAUGAGUCAGCUAAUGCUGCUGACAGCUGUGGAUUGGAAAGAUAAUGCCCAGAUGUUCAGGAUGAAAUGAAUGGAGUCAGACAUAUCUGACAGGAAGUGAUCAUGCUUGUGUCGGUAAACAGUGGACCAAUGCAACCCGACAGUUGUUUUAAACAGAUUGAUUUAAGAAAGAAUGAUGGUUGUAUUGUUUGCAUAUAUAUAUAUAUAUAUAUAUAUAUAUAUAUAUACACAGAGAAUCAUUUAAGUGUCAUUUUUAUAAUUUAGGUUUAGCUCAUCUGUCUGAAAGCAUUCUUAAAUAAAGUAUUUUUUGGGAAACCAUUUUGUAUCAGUGUUAUACUCUCUCCAUAUCUGUGGUGGCUCCUAAAACUAGUAUCAGACCAAACACAAUAAAAGUAUAAUUUUUAGUUCAUCUCAUCAGUAUCAGUAACUUCCAUAGUACUGUACCUUGGAAACAGUGGAUGACUAUGCUCAUCAUACAGAUGACAGUGUGAUGAAGAUAUCUGUUAAUGUCCUGAAAACCCCUAUCGUAGUCAAUUUUUUCUUUUCUUCAUCAGACUCCAUUUGUUCAUAAUAAUCAUGUGAUAUGAUUGAAAGCUCCAAAACACCUAAUAAAUUGACCUUGAGAUGCCAAUGUCAAUAGUGGGCACUUUGAAACUCAAUUUCUAAGUCAACAUGGAUGAGAAAAAGUGUAGUGAAAAAGUGAAAAAAGGAACAUUCCAUGACAACGGACAAACUCUAUCUGCUAAUGAAGAUCAUGUGAUAUGAUUGAAAACUCAAGUACAGCUAUUAAAUGUCAGUAUAAAGCUUGAUUAUGAACAAAUGGCCUCUAAUAUUUGAUUUAAAGUCCUGUGCUACCUUGUGCCUUUAGUUUUUUUUUUAGCUAUCUAGGAUCUGUUUUAACUUAAGUGCAUAUGAGUAUCUUGAAAAACGCUUAAUAAAAAUGUUUUAAUUAUAAAUCUCAGCAGUUAAAGAGAAGUCUGAACACAUUACUCUCAAAAGUUCAUAUUGUGUUUAACACUCAUUAGUUAAUGUGUCUCUCUGUUGAGUAUUUGCUUUAAUUGAAAGCUA
Molecule: messenger RNA, 2506 nt
Organism: Morone saxatilis (striped sea-bass)
Lineage: Eukaryota; Metazoa; Chordata; Actinopteri; Moronidae
Gene: znhit6
Product: zinc finger HIT-type containing 6
Exons: 10
Coding region: 86-1279 (397 amino acids)
Biological process (GO): box C/D snoRNP assembly; snoRNA localization; maturation of LSU-rRNA from tricistronic rRNA transcript (SSU-rRNA, 5.8S rRNA, LSU-rRNA)
Cellular component (GO): nucleus; pre-snoRNP complex
Source: RefSeq, a predicted model, not a curated record